Messenger RNA from Glycine soja, 1344 nucleotides. RefSeq lists its product as uncharacterized. Bases 1 to 1344 code for a protein of 447 amino acids. The transcript has 3 exons. The record is from RefSeq and is a predicted model, not a curated record. NCBI's taxonomy places the organism in Eukaryota, Viridiplantae, Streptophyta, Magnoliopsida, Fabales, Fabaceae.
AUGAUGCUUCAGCUAGCAGAACGCUCGAUUACUAGACCAUAUAGUGUAGUUGAAGACGUCCUUGUUAAGGUUCGCCAAUUUACUUUUUCGGUAGACCUUGUGAUCAUGGAUAUAGAAGAAGACUCUGAUAUUCCCCUUAUUCUAGGCCGACCAUUCAUGCUUACUACAAAAUGUGUUGUGGACAUAGGGAAUGGCAACUUGGAGAUGAGCGUGAAGGAUCAAAAAGUCACAUUCAACCUGGUCGAAGCAAUAAAGCAUCCCAGUGAUAGUAAGACAAGCUUCAAGGUGAAGGAGAUUCCCUCAGGGGAGCAUGCCUUUGAAGAUUUAAAGAAAGACAGCCUAACAGAGAAGCUCAAGGUGGAGUUAAAAGCUCUACCUACUCAUCUGAAGUAUGUGUUUCUGGAUGAAAAUGAAGCCAAGCCAACCGUGAUAAGCAAUGACCUAUCAUCAGAUGAAGAAGCACGAUUGAUAGAGGUUCUCAGAAAGCACAAUGAAGCUAUUAGGUGGCAUAUCUCUGAUCUCAAGGGAAUCAGUCCACCCUACUACAUGCAUAAGAUUAUGAUGGAAAAAGAAUGCAGACCAGUGAGACAGCCACAAAGGAGGCUCAAUCCAUCCAUGAAAGAGGAGGUGCAAAAAGAAGUUCUUAAGUUACUUGAGGCUGGACUUAUCUACCCUAUUUUUGACAAUGCUUGGAUUGCAGUAGACCCCAAGGAGCAAGAGAAGACAGUGUUUACAUGCCUUUUUGGAGUCUUUGCUUACAGAAGAAUGACAUUCAAAUUAUGUAAUACACCAGCCACUUUUCAGUGGUGCAUGCUAGCUAUCUUCGCCAACAUGUUGGAGAAGUGCAUCAACGUUUUUAUGGACGACUUCUCUGUCUUUGGUCCUUCCUUUGACUGUUGCCUGACCAAUCUGGAGCUUGUGCUAAGACGCUAUGUUGAAGCAAUUCUGGUACUAAAUUGGAAGAACUGUCGCUUCAUGGUCCAGGAAGGAAUAGUGUUGGGCCAUAAGAUCUCAGCUCGAGGGAUAGAGGUGGACAAAGCAAAAAUUUAUGUCUUUGAAAAGCUACCUCUGCCAAUCAAUGUGAAAGGCAUUAGGAGUUUCCUUGGAUAUGCAGGAUUCUAUCGGCGAUUCAUAAAGGACUUCUCCAAAAUUGCUAGACCCUUGAACAAAUUGCUGAAUAAAGAUGUAGUGUUUAAGCUUGAUGAGGAAUGCUUGACAACCUUUCAUACCCUAAAGAAUAGUCUAGUAUCUGCUCCAAUAAUAGGGGCACCUGACUGGAGUAAAGAAUUUAAGCUCAUGUGUGAUGCUAGUGACUAUGCAGUUGGUGCAGUUCUUGGACAAUGA